Molecule: messenger RNA, 1903 nt
Organism: Nelumbo nucifera (sacred lotus)
Lineage: Eukaryota; Viridiplantae; Streptophyta; Magnoliopsida; Proteales; Nelumbonaceae
Product: putative transcription factor KAN4
Biological process (GO): regulation of DNA-templated transcription; abaxial cell fate specification
Cellular component (GO): nucleus
Molecular function (GO): transcription cis-regulatory region binding
Source: RefSeq, a predicted model, not a curated record
GUGAGCGACAGAUGCUUUCAAAAAUCCUUCUCACAAAAAUUAGUACCCCCUUUGAUUUUUCGAAUUCCAACCAUUCCUUGCAGAAACCACCAUUUAAUCGCUUCCUCUCUCUCUCUCUCAUACGUCUGUCAUAUAACUCAUACCUCUGCUUCCUUAAAAUACACCUCUUACCCUUUUCACUAUCUUUUCCUUCAUCGCUUCAUUCCAGACACCGACUCUCUUUCUUCCCAACUUUAUUUUUUUAUAUGACUAAAGAGCCUCUGCAAUUCCUGCACAUCCGUCUCGCCUUCCUUGGUGUUGUUUAUUAACCCUAGAGGGAUCCUACUGAAAGCCUAUCCUUCUUUGUCUAGCCUUUCUAACUCCCCUUCGUUCCCAUUUAUCAACAUUCAUGCAAAUCAUAAGCCACUCAUGAUAUGAUCACUACCUACUCCCUCCCCAUUUAGUUCUCUUCGCAUCGUUUGCUUCCUCCGUUCUUCCAUUACUUCUCUCUUUCUUACUUCGACCUGCACCUUGUUCCUUCAAUCUCACAACUUUCACUCCGUUUCUUCCUUACUUAUCCAAAUCCGGUAACCACUGAAUGAUCUGAACCGCGUCUCCGCCAUUUUAUUCUCUCGAGCUCUAACUCUAUGAGAACUACGUUGCCUUUCCCCGAUCUCUCCCUGCAGAUCAGCCCACCUACAAUUCCAGAUUGCGAAGGUAAGGAUAUGAGCUAUCAUGGAUGGAUGAGGAAACCAAUCUACAGUGACAGGACCUCCACCACCGACUCUGGUAGCAGUGGGAGCGAUGUAACCCAUGAACAAGGGUUCCUGCACUUAGAGAGGGCUUAUGAUCUUAGAGGGUCUGAACCCACGUUGAGCUUAGGGUUUGAGACGGCAGCUGUGGAUCCUCCGCCCAUGCAACUGCCACGCAACCUUCACUACCUCCACCAACCUCAAAUCUAUGGUCGUGAGUUCAAAAGGAAUUCCAGAAUGAUUAAUGGAGGGAAAAGAAGCAUCAGAGCUCCUAGAAUGAGAUGGACCACAACUUUACAUGCCCAUUUCGUUCACGCAGUGGAACUGCUUGGUGGCCAUGAAAGAGCAACACCUAAAUCGGUAUUGGAGCUGAUGAAUGUGAAAGAUCUAACUCUAGCUCAUGUUAAGAGCCAUUUACAGAUGUAUAGAACAGUGAAGAGCACUGACAAGGGAGCAGGCCAAGGGCAGACCGAAUUGGGUUUGAAUCAAAGAUCGGGGGUCAUCGAAGUGGAUGCUGGCUUAUCAUCAUGUGAGAAAACUGAUCCAAAUCCCUAUUCUCUCAACCCACCACUACCAAAAUCUCCAAGAGGCUCAUGGUCAUCAAUGGAGACAAAUGGUUGGGACCCAUCAACUAAGGAGAGUGGCUUAAUCCCUUCCCAUUUGAAAUCGACUGAUUUAACCAAUGAGAAGAACAAGAUGGACGGAGCGGAUUUCUAUGUAUCGCACAACGAGAGCGAGAGGUUGUAUUUAAGCCCCUUGGCAUCUUCACACGUGUUGCCUAACCUAGAGUUCACCCUUGGAAGACAGAGUUGGGAAAUGGACUAUGCUGAUCCCACAAAUGAACUAACCCUCCUCAAGUGUUAAAUACUACUAAUACAUAUAUUUUGUAUUUUUGGAGACUAAUUUUAGAAAAAGAAAAGUCUCAAAAUAAUCAUCCUCACUUGUUAAUGAUUUGUGUUCGUGCGUGGCUUCGGCUUCAAUUCAAGAUCUUCAAGGGGAGAGAGAAUGUAAGUUAUAUGAUAUGGGGGUGAGCCGGGUGAGGUGGGUAUUGUGGGUUGGACCUCAAGAGUCAAGACAGCGAGGAGAAUGUAGCUUUAACGGAACUCGAUCAUCACUAAUUUAAUAUUGGAUUGUGGACUGUUAAGGUAGUGGGCCAGCUCUUUAAUGGACCA